Messenger RNA from Chenopodium quinoa (quinoa), 2436 nucleotides. RefSeq lists its product as uncharacterized. The record is from RefSeq and is a predicted model, not a curated record. The transcript is spliced from 3 exons. Bases 29 to 1459 code for a protein of 476 amino acids. Gene Ontology annotation, molecular function: acetylglucosaminyltransferase activity. NCBI's taxonomy places the organism in Eukaryota, Viridiplantae, Streptophyta, Magnoliopsida, Caryophyllales, Amaranthaceae.
UAGUCUAUCUCCCUUGAAUUCUCUCAAAAUGGAGAUGAAAUCUCUUAUUAGGCCACAAAUGAAUUUAACUUCAAACAGAUUUUUACGCAUUUUAGCCAUCUCUUUUACUAUAUGUAUACUUCUAUAUUUCAUCACAUCACUUAGCUUGUUAUGGACCAACUCGAAUUUUCGAAACUUUUUAGUGUCAUCAUCACAUUUCUCACAACCCUUGUCUCUUGAUCACAUAGUGUUCGGUCUAGCUUCCUCGAAAACAUCAUGGAUGAAGCAAAAGGAGUUCGUAAAGAUAUGGUGGAAACCCGAAUCAAUGCGAGGAUGCAUAUUUCUCGACAACAUACCACCCGAAAUGAAUAAUACUCGUGACAUUUUAGCUCUUCCACCAAUUUGUGUAUCUCAAGACACUUCACGUUUCCGUUACACCUACAAACAUGGUUACCGGUCUUUUAUUCGUGUGGCACGUAUUGUGUCCGAAACUGUUAGUUUAAACCAGUCGGAUGUACGAUGGUAUGUCUUCGGAGAUGGUCACACAGUAUUCAUCCCCGAGAACUUGGUGAAGACUCUUUCCAAGUAUGAUCACGAGCUUUGGUACUACAUUGGAUCAAAUUCAGAGAUUUAUGAACAGAACACGGGCAACUCGUUUGAAAUGGCUUUUUGGGGAGGUGGAUUUGCUGUAAGCGCUCCUCUUGCAAAGGCCUUGGCAAAAGUUUUCGAUUCGUGCUUGGAGCGGUAUCCUCAUCUUUAUGGCAGUGAUGGAAGGAUUUAUGCUUGCUUAGCUGAGCUGGGAGUUGGAUUAACACGUGAACGUGGCUUUCAUCCGGUUGAUGUUCGCGGCAACAUCUUUGGUUUAUUAGCUGCUCAUCCUAUAACACCACUGGUUUCACUUUCACAUUUGAAUGAAGUUGAUCCGAUAUUCCCAAACAUGUCAGCAACUAAUGCUCUGCAUCACCUCUUCAAAUCCGUAACUGCUGAUCCUGAGAGGAUUCUGCAGCAGACUGUAUGCUAUGAUCGCUGGUUUUCUUGGACGAUUUCAGUAUCUUGGGGUUAUGCAGUAGAAGUUUUCAACCAGCAUAUCCACUUGUCUGAUGCUAUUCGUAUACAAGAUACAUUCACUCCAUGGAAAAAAGGAGCAGCAGCAAACUAUCUAUAUAGCACAAGGCCUCUUCAUCCUGACCCAUGUCGAAGAUCUACAAUUUUCUUCCUUAAUGAAGUACAUUCGGAAAGAACAAAAUCCAUGACAAAAUACAGAAGAAUAUUACCUGAGAAUUGCACUUUUGAUCCAAUGAAGUCACCAAAAAAACUGCAGGAGAUUGUGGUACUUUCACGGAAGUCAAACCUUAGCAUCAACCAGUUGCGGGCACCAAGAAGGCAGUGCUGUGAAGUAUUACCUCCCACAACUGUUUCGAGAUUGGAGCUUUCCAUUAGGGAAUGCAGAGACGACGAGCUCAUAAGAAUACAUGUAUAGGACUUCGUUUUAUUGUUGCCUACUUGCCUCUUAUAACUUCCAUUGCAACAAAAGAUGAGGGAUUUUGUUCUUGAAUUACCUCGUCGUCCUUAGUUUCUUGGAUUUCAUUCACUUGAACUCGAUCACCUUGUGCAGAUACAUUAAAACACCAAGGUAAACUGUGGAAAUAGAUUAUGCCUUUCAGUACAUGCUUGAAUGACAGGAUGUGGAGCAUAAUGAGGAAUGGUUCAAGAUUUUUUUAUGAAUGGCAGUAAUAAAAAUAUAUCUAAAGAAUUAAAUUGCACAAGAGGGUAUAAACCCACCAAUUCUAAAUUCUCAAUUCUCAUAACAUAAAACAGUCCUUGAAGAAUGAUAAGGUUAAAUCCUUAUACGGUAACUUGCAGCAGAAUCAGAAUAGAGAAGAAGUAAGAGGAUGAAGGUAAGAAGAAUUAGAGAGAGAAUAGAGAGAAGUUUUGUGCAAUUAAUAUUCCAUAAUAGAAAUUAAUACAACUGAUUUGUGCUUUAAUUAUACUCUCUUAGCACUUUUUACCGCCACACAAAAAUAACAACUUAACAAAUUCAAAAGACGACAAACAAAAACAGAAAAAUACUUGGGAGCUGUUUGGCCUAGUUUCUGAAAGUGUUUCUCAAUCCAAGAAAUAGAAACUCGGCCAAACAAGGGAAAAUUUAUGAACAAUUUGCUCAAAAAAAAAAAAAAAAAAAAAAAAAAAAAAAAAAAAAAAAAAAAAAACUAAUAUAGGCCAAAUAGAGUAAAAUAGUUUCUCAAUCUAAGAAUCACUUCUAAUUUUUGAUGGGCCAAACAAUUCUGUUUCUUGCAAGUGUUUCUCUAGAAAUAGUUUAUGAAAAACAACACUACUUCUAGGAAACAGAGAUUGUUUUCCAAAAGCUUGGCCAAACAUACCCUUAACAACUUUUCCCGCCAAAACUUCAAAUAGAAAUUCUGAAAUUAUAUGAUACUCUAUCAUACUGUAUCACAC